Messenger RNA from Scylla paramamosain (green mud crab), 4716 nucleotides. Its product is annotated as cubilin-like. Gene Ontology annotation, molecular function: serine-type endopeptidase activity. The record is from RefSeq and is a predicted model, not a curated record. Bases 383 to 4198 code for a protein of 1271 amino acids. The transcript is spliced from 15 exons. Lineage: Eukaryota; Metazoa; Arthropoda; Malacostraca; Decapoda; Portunidae.
AGCAAGUACAAAAUUUAGAUCGCUUUAUGAAAUGCAAUAAUUGAAUCGCACGUGUGUUGGCUCAAGCAAGGAACAGCAGGAGGACAAGACAAAUGAGUCACACCUGGAAUCCGUAAGGUCCCAAAGGAAGUACACGUCAUGAGUAUUUACCUUGGCGAAGGCGGUAAAGGUGUAUAUAAUUGGUUGGGGAGGGUCCUGUUAAGUAUUCGGAGGGAGUCAUUAUCGCAUCGCGCUUGGUGCUCCGUGCGCCACUCAUCCCCUGGCAACUCUCGCACUCUCACGCCGCCUCAUGGAUCCAAUGUAGGAAAAGAUAUUGCCUCAGAACUCCAUAAUCUUCAAGAUUAAAAUUUAGGAGACACAGAAUCUCGCAGUGAGCUUCAAGAUGAAGAUUGAGAGGAAUAUUAAGAAAGUGUGUUUGUUUUUAUUGUGUUCAAUGGUGGGGAGAGUGUGUCCGGGACCGACUAGCGAAGACUCUGCUGUGACUUUCGACCGUCUUUGGAAGGAAGACAAAAGCGUUAACAAGCCUUCAACUUUUAUCAGAUUUCUUCCAACAUUUCUCCUUAGCGGCGGAGCGAGGACAGGAAGCGACAAUGACGAUAAUAUUGGAGCGACAAACAAAGAACAUGCAGUCAAAGGUGGAGACAUCGAUGAGGAUACACAUAUCCUGAAGCAAAUGGUGAUUGAGAAAGCCUUAGGAAUCAAAGGACGUUCUUCUCAAGAGGAAGAUGUGGCCACCGUCUGUGACGAGCUCGUUACCAAUGAAGAGUUUUACCUUCACUCUCCAGGAUAUCCAGAAAAUUAUCCUCCAAAUAUGACCUGCAGAUACGAGAUCCUCCGCCGCCACCCGAAUGUGUGCGGCGUGGUGUUUACUGUACUACGUCUCGACCUAGCCGCUCCUUCUGACUUUCCCUUUAACCAAACUCAUCAUAGGGACGAUAAGGAUAGGCAUGGUGUAUGCCCCGGCGACAGCCUGGUUAUCAACAACGUGGUGUACUGUGGUAGAUACCAGCGUGGCAAGACAGCCACUUUUGCAUUCACUUCGUCGCUGAUGACAGUGGAGUUCAGAAGCGGAGCGGGUCACGGGGCUUCAGGCUUCCUGCUGCAGGGACGGCAGGUGUCCACGUGCCGCCAGCCUCGCAGCCUGGGUCCACCUCUGAUAUCCUCCAUACCCUGCAACAGGAGGGUGGAGGGUGCCAGCUUCGUGGUGAUGUCACCGGGUUAUCCAGAACAGUACUCACACAACCUGGAAUGUCGCUACACGAUUGUGCGAUCUGGCCCUCAUGUAUGCGGUCUGCAGCUGGUUGUGCAAGGCUUCAUUGUGGAGGACGGCAGCUGCAUGUUUGACUAUCUAGAGGUGCAAGGCCAGCGACUGUGCGGCACUCUGCCUCCUGGCUUUACUCGUCACUUUAACUUCGAGGGUGAUGAGGUCGUAAUCCGUUUUCGAUCUGAUGAAUCGACCAAGAGACCUGGCUUUGUGAUUAGAGGACAGCAGACACCAUGCAUGGAGUCUCCUCCAGUCCAGGCCUCCCUCAGCCAGUCCCCCCCAGGCAGAGUAGAAAAUCAACAAAAGUCCACGUCUUCACAAACAACCACACAGUCACAGAGCACCUCGUCACCAUCUCUCAGUAUCAAUACAACCACUGCGAACCAGACAGAUGCCCAUAUUAAUUACAUCCUUUCUAUCUUAGAUCGCCAACCACACCAAACAGGAAGAGAAGACGGGAUAGAAGGUCGAAACAUAUCUGACGAGGAUUUCACUGAAGUAGACUUGGGGCUGGUGACGUUUAGAGAACCUGAUGACGAUCAUACAAAUGCCGACCAAAACAUACCUGGCUCUCCGGAUUUUAAUCCCUUCACAACAGAAGGUCUUACGCCGACGGUCCCAACAACCUCAACAGAUUUAUUUAGCAUACCAACAGACUUUCCAACCAAUCCAACUGACUUCUCGACCAUACCGACAGAAUUUUCAACUAUCCCAACAGAUUUUUCGACUGGCCUCACAGAUUUUCCGACAACUGUGAACUUUCCAUCGACAAGCAGCUUCCCAACAUUGACUAGUGAUUGUGAUCGACUGAUAACUGCCGUCACUACUGACAUCGAGAGCCCUAACUAUCCUAAUAAUUACCCAGUGUCGAAGCAGUGCGCCUACGUGGUGGGCAGAGCGUCCGAGAACGUGUGCAGGCUUGAGGUGAAUUUCCUGAGUGUGGACCUUCCCUCCCAGGACCCCGUAACCAAUGAGUGUAUUGGAGACUAUGUGAACGUGGACGGCACCAAGUUUUGUGGGACCUUCCAGAACCGCAUUGUAACAAUUAACUUCCCUGAUCAGACCGUCACGUUGUCUUUCUUCUCGGAUGCCUCAGUCACAGGCCGUGGGUUUAAGUUAAGGGUAACACAGUUGAGCAAUGGAUGUGGCGGCCCCGUGCAGCCUCCUAUCCCUCCGGGGCAGUGUGAUGCCACCUCCCAGCAGCCUGCCUUCCUUUUGCUCAGUCCGGGUUACCCUGUGCGUUACCCACCCUCGACUGAGUGUAUCACCACCGUCCUCCGCUCCUCCCCGGACGUCAACAGUUUGGUCCUGGAGUUGGUUGAUUUCGAACUGGGAACCACGCUUGGGUGCAGCGGAGACUACCUGGAGGUGGGGGGAGAGCGAUUGUGUGGACUGCUUACCGGCCAAACCAGAACUGUUCCUUUUGUGGGGAACUCUGUCACCAUAAAGUUUCACUCAGAGGCUAAUCUUGGCGUUGGCGGGCGUGGUUACCGCAUCAGAGUAAGUCAGUCCAGCACCUCUAUCAUACCCAACGGAUGUGGCAGCUUGGUGACCACUCCCACCGCUUCUCUCCAGUCACCCAACUACCCUAACUCUUACCCACCAAACAUCGACUGUCGUUACGUCAUCAACAAAGUCUCGCAUGAUAUAUGCCAGUUGCAACUAAAGAUUUUGGACAUGGAUAUAGAAAACGGUGUGGGAUGUGGGCGAGACUAUCUUCAGGUGGCCGUACAGGAACGUUUAUGUGGACGGAGAAUCCCUGGUGAAAUUCGCAAGUAUCACUUCACCAACAGACAGAUGAGUCUUCUCUUCCAUUCCGAUGUAUUCGGAUCAGGCCGGGGAUUCAGGAUUGAAAUACGUCAAGUCAGCUGUGGACAUUUUAAGCCUAUGUAUCCUUAUUAUCCAACCCACCGACCUCACCAUCACCACAACUACGGUCACCACCAUCACCAUCACAACCACGGAACCAAGAAGCCUAUCUACACUCAUCACCAUCGUCCAUGGUGGAACCACAACCCUCACUGGCGCCCCCGUUAUCCCAGCCACCAACACAGCAGCUCGUAUACACAGCAAACCACACUUUGUCCUUACUUUCCUUCCGUCACGUCUCAGUGGCCUCAUACGACUCCUCGCCCGACAUUUCCUCCUCCAACUACUAUUACAACUUUACCAACCAUUAUUCCAUCGUCGACUAUCCCCACUAUACCUACUGUUACUCCUGUGCGUUUUAUUCCCCAACCAAUCCCUGCAAUCGAUGCUUCCUCUUUUCGCUCAGAUAUUAAUAGCACGAACGAAGAAAGUGACAGAGAUGCCAAAAGAGUGCCAAUUUCGAGCAAUGACAGUCUGUGUCAACAGGUGGUGGACUCUGAUCACUUUAUUCUGCAGAGUCCUGGCUAUCCAGCGCCUUAUUACACCAACGCUCGCUGCUUUUACUCCAUCGUCAGAGGAAGCGAUAUGGCAUGUGGAGUGGAGCUGACCGUUGAUGAAUUUGACAUAGAGAGAAGCCCGAACUGCGGAGAGGCGUACCUAGAACUGGCAGGACGUCGUUACUGUGGUUCUUUAGACCAUGACGUUCAGAGUGUAAUACCCUUCAAUGCAACGCAGCCCAUCGUCCUCAAGUUUGUAGCGGGGCAAUACAGCAGCAGCAACGGGUUCAGUCUGCGAGGACGCCGGAUUUCAUGUUCUAAAACAAAAGGUACGGACUCCCGGACAGCUGAAGUGGUAGAACAGGGGCAGCAUCGUCCACAGAGCAGUGGAGAAGGGUCCCACAAAAACAAGGGGGUUACAUUGUCGAGGACAGACGAAGCAGGAGAAGCAGAGUGGCUGAACCGUUUCGUGGAAGACGGAGACAUGGUGCUGCUUUGGGUGGGUCCAGGAGGUCCCGUAUCUAGCCCGCUGGUAGACAAGCGAAGAUUGGUGCAGGUUCCUUCCUGAUUAAUGGUAACAUAUUCUCAGAAAAUAAACAAUAAAUCUGAGAAGCAGUACAUGCAUAUGUACAUGAAGUGAAUGAUCGCAAUACUUUUACAAAUUAUUGAAGUUCCGCCAAAGGAAGGAGAGAAAAAGAUACUUUUCUUUUUUUUACUCUGUAGUUUCUCUUUCUAAAGAUGAUAGCAUUUUAACAAACCAGGCAUCCUUCUAAGCACCUUUGGAUGCACUUUUUUUCUUCCAGGGUUAUGUUUUGUUUGUUUUUUACUUUCUUUAAUUGCCAUUUGCCAUAAUGUGAGUGCAACAUAAAUUAAAUUAGAGUAUACUUUUUUUUUUUUUAUCUUUGUUACCUACUGGGAUAUAGUAGUGAUGUAAGUUCAGUGUACAUGUAUAGCUGCAUUCUGUAAGCCGAGGCUCUUAGGAUACAACCUGAGUAUGGAGUUAAUGAUGUCACACAUACGGAGGACUCGAUGAUGAGAUACUUCUACCAUCGUAGAACCAAAUUUAAAUAAACUGUCUUAAGUGGA